Molecule: messenger RNA, 510 nt
Organism: Annulohypoxylon truncatum
Lineage: Eukaryota; Fungi; Ascomycota; Sordariomycetes; Xylariales; Hypoxylaceae
Exons: 3
Coding region: 1-510 (169 amino acids)
Cellular component (GO): cytosolic small ribosomal subunit
Molecular function (GO): RNA binding; structural constituent of ribosome
Source: RefSeq, a predicted model, not a curated record
AUGCUGAUUCCCAAGGCUGACCGCAAGAAGAUUCACGAGUACCUCUUCCGUGAGGGCGUCCUCGUCGCGAAGAAGGACUUCAACCUUCCCAAGCACCCCGACAUCGACACUAAGAACCUCUUCGUUGUCAAGGCCCUUCAAUCCCUGAACUCUCGCGGCUACGUCAAGACUCAAUUCUCGUGGCAAUACUACUACUACACCCUCACCCCCGAGGGUCUCGACUACCUCCGUGAAUGGCUUCACCUCCCCGCCGAGAUCGUUCCCGCCACACACAUCAAGCAACAGCGAUCGCACGCUCCUCCCCGAGGAAUGAUGGGUGAGGGUGAGCGCGAACGCCGACCAUUCGGCCGCGGCCGUGGAGGUGACCGUGGCGACCGUGGUGACCGUGAGGGUGGCUACCGACGACGAGAUGCUGGUGAGGGCGGCAAGGAGAGCGGUGGUGCUCCUGGUGAAUUCAACCCUCAAUUCCGUGGUGGAUUCGGUCGUGGCCGUGGCGCUCCCCCCUCGUAG